This is a messenger RNA of Peronospora matthiolae, 525 nucleotides long. The record is from the annotation of a GenBank genome assembly. NCBI's taxonomy places the organism in Eukaryota, Oomycota, Peronosporomycetes, Peronosporales, Peronosporaceae.
AUGUUUACUGAGAACGAGAGAGUUCUCAGUAGUUCAUCUAUGGACGAGAGUGUCCUGGAUGAAAAGACACGAGUUGAGCGAUAUGACUCCCAAUCAUGGGAAUCGCUCAAGAAAAAUCCUCUCGAUGAAGAUUUGGUUAAAUUCAAGGAUGUAUUCCCUGAAACUGUUCCGUGCGAAUUACCGAAGGAUGAAGGUAUUCGACACGAGGUCCAGCUUAAACCAGGCUCGAAGUACUGUGUCAUGAAGCAGUGGCCACUGCCUCGUGAACAAGUACUUGCGAUCGACAAGUUCUUUGCCGAUCGUUUAGCUGCGGGCCAUGUGAGGGAAUCAACUUCCCCACAUAGCUCUCCGAUCUUCUGUGUGCGAAAAGCAACAGGAGGGUGGCGGAUAGUGCAUGCAUUUAACAAAUUGAACGCUGCAACGGUACCGGCUCAGACGCCGAUACCGAGGAAGGACGUAAUCAUUGAUGGUAUGUCAAAGAGUACCAUCUUUUCGUCCAUGGAUUUGAUGGAUGGCUUCUAUUAA